Molecule: messenger RNA, 759 nt
Organism: Tachysurus vachellii
Lineage: Eukaryota; Metazoa; Chordata; Actinopteri; Siluriformes; Bagridae
Gene: cnih1
Product: cornichon family AMPA receptor auxiliary protein 1
Exons: 5
Coding region: 86-520 (144 amino acids)
Biological process (GO): vesicle-mediated transport
Source: RefSeq, a predicted model, not a curated record
UGCGCAGUUGCGCUCUUCGGCGUGAGGCAACAACGGCUCUGGGUUCGUUCCAAGGUAGCUAACGCUAUAGCUAGCUAAAGGAAACAUGGCGUUCACAUUCGCGGCCUUUUGCUAUAUGCUCGCUCUGCUGCUGACGGCGGCUCUCAUCUUCUUCGCCAUCUGGCACAUCAUUGCUUUUGAUGAGCUAAAGACUGACUACAAGAAUCCUAUAGACCAGUGUAACACACUAAACCCGCUGGUGUUGCCUGAGUACCUGAUACACGUGUUCUUCUGUGUGAUGUUCCUUUGUGCUGCUGAAUGGCUCACCCUCGCUCUCAACAUGCCCCUGCUGGCCUAUCAUGUCUACAGGUACACGACCCGGCCUGUGAUGAGUGGCCCUGGACUCUACGAUCCCACCACCAUAAUGAAUGCUGAUAUUCUGGCGUACUGUCAGAAGGAGGGUUGGUGCAAACUUGCCUUCUACCUGCUGUCCUUCUUCUACUAUCUCUACGGGAUGAUCUACGUGUUGGUGAGCUCUUAAGCUCCACAGUUUGCAUUUCAGUGUGGAUUUGGACUCUGUGUGGCUCGGUUUCAAUGGACUCUCUGGGACAAUAUACAGGAUGGAGUUGGCCAUUGGUACAGCAGCGCAUCUCACACACACACACACAGAGGAAGAGAGAGUACAUUGUGAACUUUAACACUAUUGACUCCCAGGUUUUCAUUACAGUGCUGUUGCUUUUUUUUUGUAUGAAAUAAAGUUUGUAAUUUUUUUCUCUUUGA